This is a messenger RNA of Miscanthus lutarioriparius, 906 nucleotides long. The record is from the annotation of a GenBank genome assembly. Lineage: Eukaryota; Viridiplantae; Streptophyta; Magnoliopsida; Poales; Poaceae.
AUGGGAGGAAAGCUGAGAUCUCGUGUGCCAAAUCUCCCCAGCGCUCUCCUAUCCCCGCCCCCCGACUCGUCAUGUCCGUCCCGACUCGCGCGGCCAUCCGACAUCGCCACCUGCGGAGCUCGCGGCCGCCCGACGGACGUUGUCAUCGGCACGCAGGACGACGGCGACAUACUUGAUGAGCGGGACGAGCGUGAGCGUCCAGGAGACGAAGGAGAGCGCGCUAAAGAUCUUGAUCUUGUUGGUCUACGAGUAAAUAAUGUCUUCGGCGAUGGUGACCUUGUACACGUACGUGCCCUCCCCGCCAGCCGCAACGCCGCGCCGCUGAGAACCAUCCUCGCCGCGCCGCCGCACGGACGUGGCCUUCCCGCCGGCCGCAACGCUGCGCUACCGCGGGACCCGCGGGAUCCAUCCUCGCCGUGCGGCGGAAGCCCAUCCGCGCGGACGCGCCCUCCCUGCCGACCGCAACGCUGCGCCGGCCGCACCGCCGCCGUGAAGAGCGCUGCCGCGGAGCCUCACGUGGAGAGCGCAGCCGCCGCCUCGGAGCCGCCGUGGAGAGCGCCAUCGCCGCCCCCAUGGAGCCUCGCGUGGGCGCCUUGCUCGCGCACCGCCACGGAGAGGGCUGCCGUGGACCUCGCUUGGCCGCUGGCAGGGUGCUCGCGAGGACGACGCCGACUCGCCGUGGACCACGCCGUCGGCAAGGAGCUUGCGCAGACUGGUGGGGUGCUCGCGAGGCCGCCGUGGACUCGCACGGCCGACGCCGAGAGCUCGCGUGGCCGCCACUGCACCACGGACCUCGCACGGCCUCCGUCGGGGAGCUCACUCCGCCGUAGAGCUUCGCUUGCGGCCGCCGAUGGGAGCCUGCGUGACCGAGCCACAGGGGCAUCCGCCCGCACGGGAUCUGGAUGA